UAGCGGCAAAAACCAGGAAGAAAAAUAAAAACACCGCAGAAGAAGAAUAGCGAGCAACGUUUCGCUGCAGUUCUUUAAUAAGUUUUAACAUUUCAAAUGAGCACACAGUCUUAUUUCCCCGUACCACCGGGGGUGGGGAUGGAAGAAAACUUUCUUUCUCUCGAUGAUAUUUUGCUCUCUCACGAACGGCUGCCUGUCCGGACGGAGUGCUCCUUUCCCCGGCUCGGAUUCCUGGAGAGGUCGAGCGACGCGCACGACAUCCCGGAGGGUACAAAGAUGGAGCUUCCUCUGUGGCUGUCCAAGGGUUUGUACGAGAGGAAGAGGAAGGUGCUGUCUGUGGAUCUUCCUAAAGUGUACAAAGAGGGUUGGAGGACCGUGUUCACAGCCGACCCCUGCGUGGUAGACCUGCAUAAGAUGGGGCCCUACUAUUAUGGUCUAGGAUCCCAGAUUUUGCACUUUGACAGUCCAGAGAACUCUGACAUAGCUCAGGCUCUGCUGCAGACGUUCAUCGGCCGGUUCCGACGAACCAUGGACUCCUCCCAGAACGCCUACAACGAGGACACGUCUGCUCUGGUGGAGCGUCUGGACAGCCUGGAAAAGGCUUUAUUCAGGUCCGGCCAGAACGGUCUGAACAGCUUCCAAAGCUGGGAGAAGGGUCAGGCCUCGCAGCUCACCGCUUCCAGCCUGGUUCUCAACUAUCGCAAGAGGAAACUUGCUGAUGUUCAGACCUGAACUCUGACCUAGACAGGAAGCUGAUCAAAUCUGAGCCUGAGCAGGAACAGACUCUUCUUCCAUUAUUCCCAUUGAAUAACGAUCAGUUGAUCUAUGAAUAUUGAGUUCUCCCUGUUUUUCCAUGAAGACUACACACUUCUUGGUUCCGGUUUGAUGCAGUUUUCCCUUUGCUGUUUUCUUUCAUUCUUUUCAUGAACAGGUAGCUUUGAGUUUUCUAUUUUUUUUUCAGUGUUCAAAACAUAGAAUAUCAAAACUACAAUAAAGCCACCAAUGCUACAAAUUCACCUGUAGGUAAUAAAGGUUUAUCUUUUC
Messenger RNA from Nothobranchius furzeri (turquoise killifish), 1044 nucleotides. RefSeq names its product GINS complex subunit 3 (gene gins3). Gene Ontology annotation, cellular component: GINS complex. The record is from RefSeq and is a predicted model, not a curated record. Lineage: Eukaryota; Metazoa; Chordata; Actinopteri; Cyprinodontiformes; Nothobranchiidae. Gene Ontology annotation, biological process: mitotic DNA replication initiation.